Molecule: messenger RNA, 1224 nt
Organism: Durio zibethinus
Lineage: Eukaryota; Viridiplantae; Streptophyta; Magnoliopsida; Malvales; Malvaceae
Product: EPIDERMAL PATTERNING FACTOR-like protein 5
Biological process (GO): guard cell differentiation; stomatal complex development
Source: RefSeq, a predicted model, not a curated record
UUUCCUUGAUGGAGUUGUCAAAACUCGAAAGAGAAGAAAAACGUACACAAUCACGACAGUGUUUCCUCAGCUACCAAUCUGUUUGAUAAGAAGGUGGAAUAACUUGUAUGUGAAGCAAAGAUCUGUCCACCAAGACAUCUGGGAGUGAGAGAAAGAGAAAGACAUCGGAUAAGGUCUUCGUCUAAGUUGUUUUGUUUUGUUUUAUGUUUUUUAAUAGUUUUAUGGUGCUUCUUUGGCUUGUUUCUAUAAGGUCCAACUGUUCUGUUUGUCCUCUUCAGCUGAGCACUGACUCAAACACCCCGCUCUUUCUCAGUCUCUGGAAAUAAAAGAUUAUCAUCAUCUCAUCAUCAUCAUCAUUUGGGAAUUCUCAGGAAAAUGAAGCAAGGAAUGUGUUGUUUUCUCAUUGUUGUUCUGCAGAUAAUAAGCUGGACUCAUGUAUCAACCAGGUCUUUAGCAAUAGCAUCUCAUGAUGUUUCUCCUCAUCCAGGUAUAGUUCCAGAGUUCCCGGGAGUUGCCUUUGAUUCUAAAAAGGGUGUUGAAAUUAGCAAGGGUGGAGUAGGUUAUGGGAGUGAAGAAACAUAUGGUAGUAGGAUGGUGGGAAGACUCGGAUCAAGGCCACCAAACUGCCAGCGCAAGUGUGGACGCUGCACUCCCUGUGUCGCCACUCAAAUUCCUGCAACUUCUGAGAAACUGGGAACUCAGUAUACCAAUUAUGAGCCUGAAGGAUGGAAAUGCAAAUGUGGCUCCACUUUCUUCAAUCCAUAAAUGCUGCUGGGGUCAAUCUCUAACCACCUUUUCCGCAGACUCCCUCUCUCUCUCUCUCGACAUGACCCCAUGUAUAGGAUACUCGAUUUGUCUUCAUCUUUCUCUUUCUUUGUUCCUUCUUCUUGGAGAAAAAAAAGGAAGAAAUUUUGGGGUCUGUUAAUCUUUUAAGUUAGUUACUGGAAUACAUGGAAAUGGUUUGAAAUUCAUGGUCAGUUUAUGUUAGUGGUAAUGUUGUUUCGUGCGGUCUUGUGGUGAAUGAAUGUAGCCAGCCAGCCGGCCAGCCAUGUGCUGCAAAUUUGCUUUUAACUUGCUUCUUGUGCUCACCAAAAUGGGAAAAUGAUGAGAAAGCUAUACAUCCUUUUCAUUUUCUUUUUAAAAAUUUCUGUGUCAUAAGCCUUUUAUAUAGCACUAUUAUUAAUGGCUUCAUCCUGUAACAAUAAUAAUCAAAUAAUAUACAUA